AAUGCAAUAUGAUCCAAAUGAUUCAACUGUUCGGGAUGUUGAAGCGGUGAGUCAAGAAAGCGGUGGGAGUGGGGCAACCUUGGGUGAAAGCCUUAGGAGUUUGGAUGUUGAGAUCGGAAGUGCUGAUGGACAUGAUGAUGGUGGAGAAAGGCAUGAUGUACAGCCAGCUAUACGCUCAAGAAGAGCAAAUUUGUCACUUGUGCCAUCUUCAACUGGGCGAGAAGCUUCUCUUUAUAGUGUAACUGAGGUUCCUGAGAACUCCGGUCACGAGGCUGAGCAGGAUAAUCCACCAGAGGAGCAACCAGUUAACAGGGAUGUUGCUUCUAGUUCUAUUGAUCCUGCAUUUUUAGAUGCCCUACCUGAGGGACUGCGAGCUGAAGUCCUUUCAGCUCAGCAAGGUCAAGCGCCAGAACCUUCUAGCAAUGAACAGCAGAAUUCUGGAGAUAUUGAUCCGGAGUUUCUUGCUGCACUUCCUGCUGAUAUCCGAGCUGAAGUUCUGGCACAGCAACAAGCACAACGGGUUCAUCAGUCUCAUGAACUUGAAGGUCAGCCUGUCGAGAUGGACACCGUUUCAAUAAUUGCAACGUUUCCUUCGGAGUUGCGAGAAGAGGUGUUGCUGACGUCAGAUGAUGCCGUUCUUGCAAAUUUAACACCUGCACUGGUUGCGGAAGCAAACAUGUUACGUGAAAGGUUUGCUCAUCGAUACCAUAACCGUGCACUUUUUGGUAUGCAUCCAAGACAUCGUAGAGGGGAGGCAUCCAGGCGAGGUGAAGGUGUCAUAUCUGGAAAUGAGGGGAUUGCUUCUCGUAGGUCUGCUGCAAAGGUUAUAGAGGCCGCUGGAGCUCCCCUAGUUAACACUGAGGCACUCCAAGCAAUGAUUCGUGUUCUUCGGAUAGUUCAGGUAGUUACCUAAUGCAUUACU
Messenger RNA from Brassica oleracea var. oleracea, 922 nucleotides. RefSeq names its product E3 ubiquitin-protein ligase UPL2-like. NCBI's taxonomy places the organism in Eukaryota, Viridiplantae, Streptophyta, Magnoliopsida, Brassicales, Brassicaceae. Bases 2 to 913 code for a protein of 303 amino acids. The transcript has 2 exons. Gene Ontology annotation, biological process: proteasome-mediated ubiquitin-dependent protein catabolic process; positive regulation of protein catabolic process; protein polyubiquitination. The record is from RefSeq and is a predicted model, not a curated record.